AUGGAGAAUUUUGAGUUCUUGCUUAGUAUGGUUAUCUGGCAUAAUGUUUUAUUCGUUGUAAAUGUCGUAAGAAAAACACUUCAAGGGAAAGAUAUCGACAUAAAUGAUGUUGUUCAGAAAUUAAAAGGACUUAUAUCUUUUCUGGAAUCAUACAGGGACAAUGGGUUUGAAAAAGACUUGGAUGAAUCUAGAGUUAUUGCAACACAGAUGGGCAUUGAACCCGAGUUCCGAAUUAAGCGUUUUAUUUAUAAAAAGACGCCAUUCGGUGAGCCAAAAAAUGUGGAAGUACGUCAAUCACCUGAAGAAUCAUUUAGGGCUAAUUUUUUCAUAUACAUAAUGGAUCAAGCUCUUUUCUCUGUGAGGACUCGGUUUGAGCAGUUUCAAAUUUAUGAAGAAAAGUUUGGGUUCUUAUUUGAUAUGCAAAAGUUAACUCUUAUGGAUGAUCGGAAAUUGUUGAGUUUAUGUACUGAGCUUGAAAGUUAUCUGAAAGACGGAACAUCAAGUGAUAUCGACGGAGCAUACUUGUUUAGUGAAUUAAUGGUGAUGUCUUGUAUGUUACCGAAUGAGGUAAGAAAACCCAUUGAAGUGCUGGAAGAUUUGAAGAAUAUGGUUGGUUUAUUUCCAAAUGCGUGGGUAGCCUACAGAAUUUUGUUAACUAUACCGGUAACUGUUGCAACGGCGGAGAGAGUGUUUUCUAAAUUCAAGUUGAUCAAAAAUUAUCUUCGAUCUUCUAUGUCGCAAGAAAGAUUAAACGGGUUGGCUAUGUUGUCUAUCGAACACGUAAUGUCAGCAAAUAUAGACUAUGGAUCGCUUAUACAUGAUUUUGCAUGUGAAAACGUACGAAGAGAAUCGAUUUUCGAGUGA
Messenger RNA from Papaver somniferum (opium poppy), 864 nucleotides. RefSeq names its product zinc finger MYM-type protein 1-like. The transcript has a single exon. The record is from RefSeq and is a predicted model, not a curated record. Bases 1 to 864 code for a protein of 287 amino acids. Gene Ontology annotation, molecular function: protein dimerization activity. NCBI's taxonomy places the organism in Eukaryota, Viridiplantae, Streptophyta, Magnoliopsida, Ranunculales, Papaveraceae.